GGUUGCCCGCAUCCUGGAAUAAAGCUCCAUCAUGUAGUAUUGAUGCGAGACAAAUGAAGACCCAACUUAUCAACUUUGACCCAGGAGAGUCUUCUGACCGUUUCAUAGAAUUAUUAAUAAAGUUCUUAUGGACUAAUUUACUUUUUCCUUCAAGUAAUUUUAGAGUUUCCAAGCAGCUCACCUCUAUUUGCGAGGACGUUGAAGCAUUCAGCUCGUAUAAUUGGCCCGCGACAGUGUGUGGCUUUUUGAUUGAUCAAUUGAACUUAUGUGCGGUGAAGCUUAGGACGGAUCAGCCACUUGGAUAUAUUACUGGCUUUGUCUUCCUCUUAACGCUCUGGUUUUAUGAGCACACAUCAUUGGUCGUGCCAGCAGUUCCUGAGGCUAGACCCCGAAUGAUAAGAUGGCCAGUAAAUGUUAGAUGGAAUGCUAUACAAAUUCAACUAGCGUUCAACAUGCUCAGCCCUGCCGAGGUUAAUUAAAUAAGGUUCAAUUAUAGUUUGUCAAGUU
This is a messenger RNA of Phalaenopsis equestris, 507 nucleotides long. RefSeq lists its product as uncharacterized. NCBI's taxonomy places the organism in Eukaryota, Viridiplantae, Streptophyta, Magnoliopsida, Asparagales, Orchidaceae. The transcript has 2 exons. The record is from RefSeq and is a predicted model, not a curated record. Bases 54 to 479 code for a protein of 141 amino acids.